Messenger RNA from Erigeron canadensis, 1478 nucleotides. RefSeq names its product putative protein phosphatase 2C 53. The record is from RefSeq and is a predicted model, not a curated record. Gene Ontology annotation, molecular function: cation binding; protein serine/threonine phosphatase activity. Gene Ontology annotation, biological process: protein dephosphorylation. Bases 83 to 1288 code for a protein of 401 amino acids. Lineage: Eukaryota; Viridiplantae; Streptophyta; Magnoliopsida; Asterales; Asteraceae. The transcript has 4 exons.
UUCCCUACUAAUCAACUCCAAACCAAAACCUUUCCUAAUAUAUAUAUUUCUUCAAUUCACGGGUACGUUAACAAAUACUAACAUGCCCGGUUCUGUUGCGGUGAUGUCAAACUCACCGGUGUUCUUAUCAUCACCCAUGUUUCGACAACCAAUGAUCUCUCCAACAUCAUCACUUUCACUUCAUCAUCAUCAUGCUUCUCCAACACCGUCGUCUCCGUCGUCGUCGUUACACGGACACACAAUUAAUAAGGGGUUAUAUCAUCAUCAAGCAGAUCAAGGAGGAGUUGUAUUAUUACAAUCGUCACAGCAAGUCAUGAGUAAUAGUAGUCGCGAUCAGUCGAGUUCUUCUUCUACACAAUCAUCAUCUACUGUUAUGUUGAAUAAAAGGAAAAGACCCGCUAGGAUCCAGAUUCCGCUUGCGCCUUUGAGUUUUGUCAAUAAUAAUAAUAAUGAAGCUGCUAAACUGGAUGCUCAUGUUAAUGAUGAGAUUGAUGAGGAAGGAGAAGCGUAUUUUGUUUAUUCUAAAAGAGGGAAAAGAGGACCCAUGGAAGAUCGUUUCUCCGCAAUUGUUGGUCUCCAAGGAGAUUCCAAACAGGCGUUUUUUGGAGUAUUUGAUGGUCAUGGAGGCGCAAAGGCUGCGGAAUUUGCAGCAAAGAAUUUGAAUAGAAAUAUAAUGAGUGAAUUAGCUAAUAAAAGCGAAGAUGAAAUCGAGGAAGUUGUUAGAGACGGAUAUCUUGCUACGGAUUCGGAGUUUAUAAAAUCAGAAGAAGAUGUGAACGGUGGUACUUGUUGUGUGACCGCAUUGAUUCGUAAGGGGAAACUUAUUGUCUCAAAUGCGGGUGAUUGUCGUGCUGUCAUGAGCCGAGGUGGUGUCGCGGAAGCUCUCACUGAUGAUCACAAGCCUUCUAGGAAAGACGAAAAAGAUAGGAUCGAAAGCUUGGGUGGAUACGUUGAUUGUCGCAAUGGUAUAUGGAGAAUACAAGGUUCACUUGCGGUAUCAAGAGGAAUAGGGGACAAGCAUCUCAAGAAAUGGGUGAUUGCAGAACCAGAAACCAGAAUACUCGACAUUAGUAGACCUGAAUGCGAGUUCUUAAUCCUUGCGUCGGAUGGGAUAUGGGAUACGGUCAGUAACCAAGAAGCAGUAGACGUCGUUCGGCCCUUUUGCAUAGGGACCAAUAAACCUGAUCUAACUUCUGCUUGUAAGAAGCUUGUUGACUUAUCAGCGACAAGGGGUUCUUACGAUGACAUGAGUGUUAUGGUUAUCCGACUGCCUCAUUUUGCUUCAUGAACAUUAUAAUAUGCAUUAUUAACAAUAGCUAAGGCAAAUUAAUUAUUGGAAACCAACAUCAAUUGUACACACAAAAAAAAUAUAUUAGCAUGUGGUUUUAGACCCUAUUAGUUCUUCGUUGUUUGAUCCUACACAAUUACUUCCAUAACAGUUUAUUUUCAUAUAUUUAUUUAAUGGGAUCUAUGAAAUG